AUGAGCACGCACUCCUCAUCACCGUCUUCUUCUGCUUCGUGUACAUCCUCAACUUCAUCGAGCAUUACCAUCCGAACUCCCACACCCGACUGGGGUACCAAAGCAUCAUCCUCACUUCAUACCUUCAUCACCUCGACACCUCCUCAGAAGAUGGACCACUCAUCAGGAUCUCCCACAUCUGAUACCGUGGGGGAUCUCUACCAAGACCAUGACGACAAUCCCACGGGAAAUUCGACAUAUAUCAUCCUCCACCAACCAACCAAUCUAGCGCUGAUGGUGAUUGGCGGAUGGCCUGCCCUCUAUAAAGUUCCGGUCAAUUUAGGAGAAGGCCAUCCCCUCAGAGGCAAAUGCAACUGGCAUUGGCAUUGUGUCGAAACGGACGGGUGGCUCGGCUUUCGCAAUGCCGCGGACGGACGGUAUCUCGGACUCAAUAUCGGUGACAAAGCCACUGCCUCCGAUCCGCUCUCUGGUAGCUAUUGGAAUGUCAGCGUCAAUCACGGGGAGUCGGAGCGGUUCAUAUGCGUCAGGGCGAAAGAAGAUGGAAAACACGAGGAAGAAUGUGAGACACCGCAGCCGAAUAAGCGCGGAUACAUCAUGUGUUCUCUACAAAUUCCGACAGAAUCAAAUUCAAAGGCAAUCCCACGGCUUGUCAAAGCAAGAUUGAAGCCAAAGGGCUCGGACUCGGGCUCGCAUUCGGAAGAAGACUGGGAAGAGGGGUUCCCAGUGUCGAUGGUUUGGCAGGAUGGACAGGAGGGGACGGUAUGGAGGUUUGUCAAAGUUUGA
Molecule: messenger RNA, 783 nt
Organism: Neurospora tetrasperma FGSC 2508
Lineage: Eukaryota; Fungi; Ascomycota; Sordariomycetes; Sordariales; Sordariaceae
Exons: 1
Coding region: 1-783 (260 amino acids)
Source: RefSeq, a predicted model, not a curated record